Molecule: messenger RNA, 2063 nt
Organism: Heteronotia binoei (common prickly gecko)
Lineage: Eukaryota; Metazoa; Chordata; Lepidosauria; Squamata; Gekkonidae
Gene: UNG
Product: uracil DNA glycosylase
Exons: 7
Coding region: 152-1060 (302 amino acids)
Biological process (GO): base-excision repair, AP site formation via deaminated base removal; base-excision repair
Cellular component (GO): nucleus; mitochondrion
Molecular function (GO): uracil DNA N-glycosylase activity
Source: RefSeq, a predicted model, not a curated record
UUUGGCGCCAGUUUUGGGUUGCGGGGAGAACAAGAGCGGGUCGCGCUGCGUGAGGGGGGAGGGAAGCGGUGGCAGCAACGAAUCCUUCUCGGCUCCGGACCGGGCUCCUCCAGAGGUGCAGCGCCGCCUCCCGCCUGCGAAGGGAGCCGCCAUGAUCGGGCAGAAGACGCUGCUCUCCUUCUUCGAGGCGGCCGCGCCGCCCGGCAAGAAGCGGAGCCGCUCACCGGAGCAGCCAGGCGAGGCCGCCGAGGCCUGCUCCCCCAAGAGGUCAAAGGCUGAUAUUGCCUCCCCUCGGUCUCCUCCUCUGAGUCCGGAGCAGCUGGAACGGAUCCGGAGAAACAAAGAGGCGGCUUUGCAAAGACUCGCUGCCCGCACUAACAGCCUCGUCCCCGCGGAGAUCGGGCGCAGCUGGAGGGUCGCGCUGACUGGGGAGUUCUCCAAACCCUAUUUCUCCCAGCUAAUGGCCUUUGUUGCUGAGGAGCGCAAGCGUUACACUGUCUACCCACCCCCAAAUCUAGUCUUCACUUGGACCCAGAUGUGCGAUAUCCACAAUGUGAAAGUUGUCAUCUUGGGCCAGGACCCGUAUCAUGGACCCAGCCAAGCACAUGGCCUCUGCUUCAGUGUCCAGAGACCCGUGCCACCUCCACCCAGCCUAGAAAAUAUUUACAAAGAGCUUGAAACAGACAUAGAAGACUUUUCUCAUCCUGGCCAUGGAGACUUGACAGGGUGGGCCGGACAAGGAGUCCUCUUGCUCAAUGCUGUCCUCACUGUCCGAGCGCACCAAGCCAACUCUCACAAGGAGAAGGGCUGGGAGCAGUUCACGGAUGCGGUGGUGUCCUGGCUGAACAAAAACCUGGACGGGCUGGUCUUCAUGCUAUGGGGAGCCUAUGCUCAGAAGAAGGGCAGCGCUAUUGACAGAAAACGCCACCAUGUCUUACAGACGGUUCACCCUUCGCCCCUUUCUGUGCACAGGGGUUUCUUCGGCUGCAAGCAUUUCUCAAAAACAAAUGAAUUGCUGCAAAAAUCUGGAAAGAAGCCCAUUGACUGGAAAGCACUUUGAAAGGCUUGUGUCCUUUUGGGAGGGUGCUGCGUCUAAAACAGUGACAUUUAAGAGACUCAAUCUUAAGAGCUUGAAGGAGUCCAGAAAUUUUAUUGUUGUGUUUGAGACAAGUGACCUAAACAGUCUUCUUCAGCCCUUUGUUCUGGAUUAAUUCUAUCAACUGGGUGGGAUUAUUCCGAAGAGUCUUUUUGAGGCUUAAAGAAGUUGGUAUAAAGAAUUCACCUUCCAAGUGCAUUUGAGCACAACUUAGAAUUGGCUGUAAGGAGCGAUGUAACGUCUUGUUCUCAGGUCACUGCCCAAGAAAACAUUCUGUUCUGUGCUAUUAUAACACACUUCUUCCCCCUCCCCCCAAAUCCCUGUCUUAUUACCUGUUUUCGAGGAACAUGCAAGUACCUCUUCACCCUAACAGCGAAGAAGCUAUUUUUCAUUUUGAACCUCUUACAAAAAAUCCUGCUAGCAAAGCCGUUGCAGCAUUCAGGUCUUCCUAUGUUCCCCUUUUGUAAGUGAUAGGCUAUAAGCUUUGCUGUGAGCCACAGUGCUCCACGUCAGCAGUUUCUGUGGCCUGAAGAGACUGAUGAUCUGUAGCACCAUCGGUAUGGAAAGAUCUGUGGUGCUUGUACAUCCCCAUGCGAAUGUGGGGAAUGUGAUCACUGGUCCCUAGCCUGUUGCAUUUAGUCCUCAAUGUUAACGCUGCCAUGCCCCGGAUCUCUUGAGGAUCCAUUCUAGGGCUUGUUCCCCCACAGGCAAGGGCCAAAAUGGGGUCCUCAUAAAGGCAUCUCUGCCAUUCAGUGGGGGAGGGACCCAUAAAUGGCUUUAUCAUCUUGGAUUCCUGAGAAGCAAAGUUGGUUAUCUGAGUUGUAUGCAAAUUGCGUAAGGGGGGGGGUCUAUACUGGUAUAUUUUAAGUACCAAAUUAAGAUGCAUGCAUACUUCCUGUAACACUAGUGACAAAGUUGGUUUUUGGAGUCACUAUAUUUUUUUAAAAUAAACGUCUGUUUUGAUACA